This is a messenger RNA of Ctenocephalides felis (cat flea), 1714 nucleotides long. Its product is annotated as cell division cycle protein 20 homolog. The record is from RefSeq and is a predicted model, not a curated record. Gene Ontology annotation, molecular function: ubiquitin ligase activator activity; protein binding; anaphase-promoting complex binding. NCBI's taxonomy places the organism in Eukaryota, Metazoa, Arthropoda, Insecta, Siphonaptera, Pulicidae. The transcript has a single exon. Gene Ontology annotation, cellular component: anaphase-promoting complex. The coding region runs from base 125 to 1705 and encodes 526 amino acids. Gene Ontology annotation, biological process: positive regulation of ubiquitin protein ligase activity; anaphase-promoting complex-dependent catabolic process; positive regulation of anaphase-promoting complex-dependent catabolic process.
ACUAAGAUUUGUUCAAAAAUAUACGUCAACCGUCAUCAUCAAACUAUCUUUUGUUAAAACGACGAAUGUUUUGAGUUUUCGUCAUUUAUUGAAGUUACGCAAAAUUUGAAUUAAUACUUUAAUAAUGGCUCAAUUCAAUUAUUUAAAUGAAUUCAAUAAUAUUAUGUCACUUGACGGUGCUAUAACAAAGGGACCGUUACCUAGAUGGCAAAAGAAAGAACUGGAUGCUUCGACCAGCAGUUCUAGCGGUAAUAUUUCUCGACAAAAGUUGUCCAAGAGUCAGCUGUGUAAUUCUAGUAGUACAACUUCUAAAACGCCUAACAAAUAUAAACCUGGAGGCAGUAAGAAGACACCUUCAAAAACACCAAAGAAGUCCUCUGGCACACCGACUCCAGGUAAAUUGACAAAAACACCUGGAGAUGUAGGUGAUCGUUUUAUCCCUUCAAGGGCUAACUCCAAUUUCGAACUAGGGCAUUUCAAAUUUAAUCAACAAUCUAGUCAAGAGAAUGGCGAAGAUCAAGUGGUUUCCAGUCGGGAAUCUGAGAUGCAGAGACUCGUCAAUAACGCAUUAGGUAAUAAUCCUAACCAAAGAAUUUUAGCAUACUCAAAUAAAGCACCAGCUGCUCCUGAUUCUCAUCAAAAUCCUCUAAAGGUGGUUUAUUCACAAUCACGUACACCUGCAAGUGCUAAAGCAGGUUCCAGGUACAUUCCUCAUGCCCCAGAUAGAAUAUUGGAUGCCCCUGAAAUAAUUGAUGACUACUAUUUAAAUUUACUGGACUGGAGUCCCGAUAAUGUAUUAGCUGUUGCACUAGGCAAUCAAGUAUAUUUAUGGCAUGCUGAAUUUGGCACCACGGAAGAAUUGUUAGGGUAUGAAGGUAAUGAACAUGCUUGUUCUUUAGCUUGGGUUGGUCAAGGCAAUCAUUUAGCUAUAGGAACUUCUGAAGGUAAUGUAGAGGUAUGGGACUGCAAUCAUAUGAAACGAUUGCGUGUUAUGAGUGGACAUGGUGGUCGAGUUGGAUCUUUGUCAUGGAAUAACUAUGUUAUAACUUCUGGCAGUCGCACUGGUCACAUUAUUCACAGUGAUGUUAGACAGCGUGAACAUCUUAUAUCCAAUAUUGACGCUCACGAUCAGGAAGUCUGUGGAUUAAAAUGGUCUCCAGAUGGCAGAUAUUUGGCAUCUGGUGGAAAUGAUAAUAUUUUAAAUGUAUGGUCUGCUGUCAGAGGCCAAUGUUAUGGAGAAACUACUCCUGUACAUGUUUUCAAUUCACAUCAAGCAGCAGUCAAAGCUAUUGCAUGGUGCCCUUGGCAAAAUAAUAUUUUAGCAAGUGGAGGAGGCACUGCUGAUCGUUGUAUAAAAAUUUGGAAUGUCAAUACAGGAACUAGUGUUAGCUCAACAGAUACCCACAGCCAAGUUUGCGCUCUGUGUUGGGCACCGCAAUAUAAAGAAUUAGUAUCAGGGCAUGGAUUUACUGACAACCAGUUAAUCAUCUGGAAAUUCCCUGCUAUGACGAAACAAGCUGAAUUAAGAGGGCAUACUGCCAGAGUUUUGAAUUUAGCGCUUUCUCCAGAUGGUACAACAAUCAUGAGUGCUGGAGCUGAUGAAACUCUAAGAUUAUGGAAAUGCUUUGUACCAGACCCAUUGAAGAAAAAGUCAGGCGUUGAAACUUCGAAACAGAGCUUAAUUUUGAGACAAUGCAUUCGGUAAUUGUUUUAA